AGCAAUAACAGUUUCUUAAGUUUCUGUGUUUCACAAGGUUUUUCUUAUUACUCAUGAUGCCUCUACAUGAAUUUUACAGUAUGUCUAAACAAAAAGUUGAUCAUAAAGAGAUAAACAACUCUCAUACUCUUCCAUCUUCCUCAACCAUAGUGAAUUUCACCAAUUUUGCAAAACCUAUUGCUAUUGUGAAGGCUAAUCUUCAGAACAUUGGUUUGUCUUCUUCAAAAUCGGAAAGUGUUGGAGUAAAGAACAAAGAUGAAGCUUUAAUAGGAAGCAAUCCUUGCAAAUCAACAAAAGUUGAUUUAUGUGGAGAAAGCUGUCAUCAGGCAGUGGAGCCAUCAACAGUUGAUUUGAAAUAUUUGGAGCCGAAAUCUUCCGAGCAGGAAGACGCUGUUCCAACUCCUGCUUGCAAAGAAGAUGUGUCCAUGGUUGAUCGAACUUCAAAUCAAGUUUUCGCUGAAAGUGGUAGAAAUUAUCAAGAAGAUGUCGAAAAAAGCACGAAACCAAUAGAAGUAUCUUCAUCUGUUUGCUCGGACAAUGGCGCAUAUAGAGAUUCAGAUUACCCGUAUAAAAAUUUGAAGGAAAAAAAUAUAUACUCUGAGGAUUCUGAGUGGCACAGCAACAGUGAAGACGUUGACGAUGAAUCGGUUGGUAUUAAAAGGACCGCUCAUGGACGAAGAGGUUUUGGCUCGAAGAGAAACCGUUCAGCUGAAGUGCAUAGUCUAUCUGAAAGGAGACGAAGAGGCGCGAUCAAUGAGAAGAUGCGGACAUUGCAAGAACUCAUACCGAAUAGCAAUAAGGUUGAUAAAGCUUCAAUGCUGGAUGAGGCAAUUGAGUAUCUGAAAACACUUCAACUCCAACUUCAAUUUAUGUCAAUGAGAGGCGGCAGUUCAUACUCGCCGAUGAUGUUACCUGUGGGAAUGCAGCACAUGCACAUGUCACUGUCUCCAUUUUCACCCAUGAGUGUUGCCAUGCAAAUGAGGUUAGGGGUGCCUCAAUUUCAAGGAACUCAUAUACCAAUUGCACAUGCAUAUGGACUUUCUGCUUUACAUGGAAUGGCAGCAAGACCUAAUCCUCAAAUGUUCGGACUUCCUGACCCGCGACUCCACAUGCCAAUGCCGCGCGCUCCAAUGUUUUCUUAUCCUAGAGAGUCUGUUAUGAACUCAGCAAACCCAAUUGAUGGAUCUGAACAAUCAAAUUUGGUUCUCAAUAGUGGUCGUGUUUCAUCGACGAAUGACAAAGCAGGUUUUACUCUUGGUAUCGAAGAAAACCCCAUGACUGAUAAAUCUAAUGAGUAAGAGUAAGCAUCACUGCAUGCAAAAUAUUUCAAAGCAAUUCAGUUGUAUGUUAAGGUUUUUAUGUUUGUAAUCUGAUUUUUACAGAAUUUACUUGUCACACUAUAUUACAUAAUAUUGUGUUUCUUCUCUAAGGUCAGUUUUAACUUCAAAAUUGAAAACUUGCUCACCAUCUUUUGAUACCCUUUUAAUCUCAUCCAUGCAACUUGAUUCUUUCUUUUCAUCCUCUUUA
Messenger RNA from Vicia villosa (hairy vetch), 1527 nucleotides. RefSeq names its product transcription factor PIF3-like. Lineage: Eukaryota; Viridiplantae; Streptophyta; Magnoliopsida; Fabales; Fabaceae. The record is from RefSeq and is a predicted model, not a curated record. Bases 54 to 1298 code for a protein of 414 amino acids. Gene Ontology annotation, molecular function: DNA-binding transcription factor activity; protein dimerization activity. Gene Ontology annotation, biological process: regulation of DNA-templated transcription. The transcript has 5 exons.